This is a messenger RNA of Drosophila navojoa, 2464 nucleotides long. RefSeq names its product biniou (gene bin). Gene Ontology annotation, biological process: regulation of transcription by RNA polymerase II; animal organ morphogenesis. Lineage: Eukaryota; Metazoa; Arthropoda; Insecta; Diptera; Drosophilidae. The record is from RefSeq and is a predicted model, not a curated record. Gene Ontology annotation, molecular function: DNA-binding transcription factor activity, RNA polymerase II-specific; RNA polymerase II cis-regulatory region sequence-specific DNA binding. Gene Ontology annotation, cellular component: nucleus.
AACGUCGAGAUCGCCAACAGCUUGCAGUUAGUCGAGAAUAGCGAAGCCGCGCGGUUGUAUCACCAAAGGCAACGGAUCAAACUGAAAGACUAAUAGUAAUCAAAAAUAAUAAAUAGAGAAAACUGUGCAACUGUGAACCAAAGAAAAGACUCGGUUAAAAAGCAAAGACUUUGAUUGCGUCCCAUUUGGCAAGUAGAGAAAGUGCGUAAAAUGAUCAAGAGCGAGGAAGUGGCAUCUGAGCUGAGCAGCCGCACAAUGAUUGCUGACCCACUGGGUGGCUUUGUGGGUGGCUCGCACUAUCAUCCGCAUCACACGCAUCAUGCGCUGGGCAGCGGUGCCCAGCAUCUGCAUGCGCACACCUUUACCCAUCACACGCCCUCGCACCUGUAUCGCGCUGGAAACGCGCUGCCCGCUGGCAACUUCCAAGUGAUGGGCGGCGAUUCACCCACAGAGCUGGUCGACGAGAAGCCAAACAUUAGCUAUAUGGAGCGCAAGUACUAUGCGCCCACGCUGGAUGCCACGGGCAAUGCCACGCCCAAUGCACAGCACUAUGGGCUGAGUGCACUGCACAGCAUGGGCACGCCGCCGGCAUCGUCGAGUCCGAUUCCGCCGUAUGGCGUGCUGAUGCCAGCCCAUUCCGUGGGCUCCGUCUCGCCCAACUCCAGCUCCAAGACGCCCACCGAUCAGGACAUGUGCAUCAGCUCGUCGGUGGUGAAGCCGCUGCAGCUCCAGCACAUUAACCACCAAUAUGCCUCCACCAUCAAGUACUGCACCAACAACACCAUAGUCAGCGCCAAUGACUACCAUCAGCUGGCUCUGCACGAAUCGGAGCAGCAGCAGCAGCAGCAACAGCAGCAGCAACAACAGCAGCAACAGCAGCAACAGCAACAGCAGCAACAACAACAACAGCAACAGCAACAACACUCUCCCGGCGGCUACAUGCCACGCCACUCCGCCUCGCCCACCCAGGUCAUUGCGAAUACCCACGGACAUGGCAUGUCUGUGCUGAACUACUCGAGUGCCAGCUCCUCGCCUGCCAAGUCACUCAACGGCUCCGAGACGGCCGCCUCGAGCGCAGCUCACGACAGUGCCAAUGCGCAGCAGUCGAAGGUGAGCGGCUCCAGUGCUCAAGACAGCAGCACGCCGGACACCACCAAGAAAUCCGGCACUCGUCGCCCGGAGAAACCAGCCCUAAGCUACAUCAACAUGAUCGGGCAUGCCAUCAAGGAGUCGCCCACGGGCAAACUGACGCUCAGCGAGAUCUACGCAUAUCUGCAAAAGAGUUAUGAAUUCUUUCGCGGACCCUACGUGGGCUGGAAGAACUCGGUGCGUCACAAUCUCAGCCUGAACGAGUGCUUCAAGAAGCUGCCCAAGGGCAUGGGCGUCGGCAAGCCCGGCAAGGGCAACUACUGGACCAUCGAUGAGAAUUCGGCGCACUUGUUCGAGGACGAGGGCAGUCUGCGACGUCGUCCACGCGGCUAUCGCUCCAAGAUCAAGGUCAAGACGUAUACGGUUAAUGCGAACAGCUUCUACAGUGGCAGCUAUGCCGAUGCGGGCAUGGAGAACGCCAACUUCUAUGCAACGCCCGCCUAUGCCAGCUACGAUUACAGCGCAGCGGCUGCUGGUCCCUCGGCUGCGCAGGGCUUCAGCGAUGCCUGGAACGUGCAUGCGGCUCACAGUGGAGCGCCAUCUGUUGGCGUUGGCACGCUGCCGCAGUACUCGAACAUCACCUGCCUCACGGCCGUGGGCAACAAUCUGAAUGGCUCCCCCACUCCUCCGUUGGCACACUCGGCUCUGGGCAUGUCCUCGACGGUGGGCCCCUCCAGCCCGCCCGGUGCGGCGCUUCAAAGUGAUUAUGCGCCAGCCGCCAGUCUCGUGGCUGCCGGCUACUCCUAUACAACAAGUGGCAGCGGCUUGGAUAACGGUCUGCGCUCCAUGUCGCUGCAGCAGCUGCCGGCAUUGUCCUCCAUACAGACGUCGCAGUCGCAAUCGCAUCAUCAUCAUCAUUCGCAUCAUUCUCAACACCCGCAUCAUGGCAGCAUGACGCCGCCGCCAUCUCAAUCGGGCAACCAUGCCGAUCGUUCGCCAAUCGAUUUCAAACCGGUUUACCUGCCCAUGACUCCGCCUCCGACAGCGGUGAAUGGCGGCUACUAUGAGACAAUCAAAUAUUCAAAUUAGCUUAGCCAAAUCAGAUUAGCCAUAUAAUUUUCUACAUCUAUGAGUUCUUUUGCAUUAUUACCUCAAAGGAUAAUCAAUUAAUAAGUGUUAGGCCCUAAGUAGUUGCAGACAAAGUUAGUUGCUUAAAGCGUAAGCGAAUUAAUUAUUAUCAAAUAAAGUAUAUUAUAUAAUUAGCAUGUAUUUAUAAAGCAAAUAGUCAAGCAUUGUUUGUGAUCAAUCUGUUCAAAUUUUCUACAAAUUUGUUCGACUGGCAGAUGACCUAUAAUCAGUUGUACUCUUAAAUAUU